UCACUUAGGAACUAUAAUUAUCAGUAACAUCAGCAGUUUCCGAGAGAGGAAGCAAUCUUUCUUUUCGUGAAACAAAAGAAAACUAAGAUUUGAGGUUCUUGUCGCUUCCAUCAUCGUCAUCGUCAUGUCGGGGAUGGAGAGGCUUCAGAGGAUGUUCGCGGGUGCAGGCGGAGCCCUAGGGCACCCCCCACCAGAUUCCCCCACCCUUGAUUCCUCUGAGCAAGUUUACAUCUCCUCUCUCGCGCUUCUCAAAAUGCUCAAACACGGAAGAGCUGGGGUACCCAUGGAAGUGAUGGGUCUGAUGUUGGGGGAGUUCGUGGAUGAGUACACCGUGCGCGUUGUGGAUGUGUUUGCGAUGCCUCAGAGUGGAACCGGUGUGAGCGUUGAAGCCGUUGAUCAUGUUUUUCAGACUAAUAUGCUUGACAUGUUGAAGCAGACUGGGAGGCCGGAGAUGGUUGUGGGGUGGUAUCACUCGCAUCCGGGAUUCGGGUGUUGGCUUUCUGGAGUGGAUAUUAAUACCCAACAGAGUUUCGAGGCUUUAAAUCAACGUGCAGUGGCUGUGGUGGUGGAUCCCAUUCAGAGUGUUAAAGGCAAAGUGGUAAUUGAUGCUUUCCGGCUGAUUAAUCCACAAACUAUGAUGCUGGGUCAGGAACCACGACAGACAACUUCCAACUUGGGCCAUCUAAACAAGCCAUCUAUCCAAGCACUGAUCCAUGGAUUGAAUAGACAUUAUUACUCCAUAGCAAUCAAUUACAGAAAGAAUGAACUUGAAGAGAAGAUGUUGCUUAACCUUCACAAAAAGAAGUGGACGGAUGGUUUGACACUCAGGCGCUUUGAUUCACAUUCGAAAACUAAUGAACAGAUUGUUCAGGAGAUGCUAAAUUUAGCAUCCAAGUACAACAAGGCAGUGCAGGAAGAAGAUGAGUUGCCACCUGAAAAACUCGCAAUUGCAAAUGUGGGUAGGCAAGAUGCUAAGAAGCACCUCGAAGAGCACGUUUCCAAUUUGAUGUCAUCAAACAUUGUUCAGACUUUGGGAAUGAUGCUCGACACUGUUGUUUUCUAGAGUUAGCAUUGUCUAAUGUAUUCCUCCUUACAGCAGUAUUUCAUUAAAUACUUCUGACAAGUUUGUUAACAUAAAUUGUUUUAUCACGGUAUUCGUAUUUUUGUGUGUUCUUUAAAAUGCAGGAGUUACAUGUUACAGGAUGAGAAUCAUAUUUUAAUCCGUCUAAAAUGUAAUGGAGGUCUUCUUGAUGGUGCGCUAAA
This is a messenger RNA of Vigna angularis (adzuki bean), 1263 nucleotides long. Its product is annotated as 26S proteasome non-ATPase regulatory subunit 14 homolog. The coding region runs from base 125 to 1063 and encodes 312 amino acids. Gene Ontology annotation, molecular function: metallopeptidase activity; proteasome binding; protein binding. Gene Ontology annotation, cellular component: proteasome regulatory particle, lid subcomplex. The transcript has 6 exons. NCBI's taxonomy places the organism in Eukaryota, Viridiplantae, Streptophyta, Magnoliopsida, Fabales, Fabaceae. The record is from RefSeq and is a predicted model, not a curated record. Gene Ontology annotation, biological process: protein deubiquitination; proteasome-mediated ubiquitin-dependent protein catabolic process.